GUCUGGAGCGGUUUUCCGGCUGCCUCCUGCUAAGGAUUUUAAGGCUAGACGCCAAGUAGGCAAAGGCGAAAAAAACCCACCAGUUCGUUUCCCACAAAUUCUUGACCGCUUUUCCCAGCUUUUCUUGGCGAGGAGGCAGCGUAUACGGGAGGUGCGCAGGUGUAUACGGGAAGGUGCGUGGAAGUUUCUGACCUGUAGCGUUGAAGCACAAACACGUGUGUGUGUGUGUGCGCGCACGUUUAGUUAACAUUGAUUCUGAGAAAUGGAGAACAGCAUUUAUCAAGUUUAUGAAGAUGAAAUUCAGUCGUUGGAAGAAGAAAUUAAAAUUUUGACUGAAAAGUAUGAAGAUGGCCAACAGGAAUCCACAUUUUUUUCUGAUGAGGAGAUACUAAUGUCAAUCAAGUCAUUCCAAAGAGAAUUUCAGGGCGAGUCGAAGGGACGUGAGUCUCCGUCAGACCUGAAAGCUCAACUUGAAGGUCUAGAAACAGAUCUCUCCUUUUUAAUGAAGUUUACUGGUAUUUGGCUCACAAGUCAUUCCAAGAAAACCGUGGAAAAAACUGGGAGCAGAACAAUACAGAGGCACAGAUUAUCAGGAAAUUGCCACUCCCUGCCUUUUCAAUUGGAGUUUCAGCUUCUUGAAAUAAAGAACAAAGAGAGCGUGUCUGCUGUUAUUACUGAUCUCAACAUUAUAAUGGAAUCUGGGGAAUAUUCAGGUGUAAGCAAAUUUGUGUCCAGCACUGAAGAACAUGGAAAUCUUUUGCAGUUUUUCAGGAGCCUUUCAUCUUAUGCUGAGUGGUAUGAACAUCGUAGAUGCACCUUCCUACAUUUCAAGGCCAGAUAUCCUGACAUUGUAAAACUUCCUGAAGGACUGUUGGGAGAUUAUAUAGUUCUGAGGAACCCGAAACUUUCUGGGUUUGAAUUAAUGAUUGUUUGGAAGAUACAUAUAGACGAAGAAGGGAGAGCAGCACCUGUUCUGGACCUUCUGACUAAAGUACCAGAGCAAGUCCUGGAGCAGAAGAUAGCAACAGUUGAAAAUGCACCUACCUGCUUCCGAAGUAUGCUGCUUUUGUUUGGGAUUGAGACAGCUGUUGAAAAUCUUAUCAAAGUGGUUGGCUUGAAAAAGUGAAUACCAGCAUGACUUAAAACAGGUUUAAGUGCAGGAGAUGCUCUGAAUGUUAUGAAGUACUUCAUCUGGAGAAACAGAUACAGUCCUGCCAAAGGUCAAAAAGACCAAGCCACAUCACAGAUCUCUGCAUGAACAGGUACAGAAUUUGCCAUCUGUCCUGAAUAUUGCCCCAGACAAUGAAAACUUUUAUUAUCUUCUGUGGUUUUUUCCCAUGCGUUAUGUGCAUAUAAAGAAACACCAAAGAUCUUCUACAAGAUAAAAACGCCAGGCUAGACAAAUAUGAAGCUAAAUAAGAGCAAGAGGCAGGACAGCCACAGUAGUGCAGUGUCACUAUGGCAGACUUAUGCUUAUUAAAGAGAUAUUAGAGUGCCCACGCGGAAAAAGCUUUACAAUAAUAUUGUUCUAUUGCCAGUACUCCAGCAUACUCUGGUUCUCUGCACCGAGUUUUAUUGUUACUAUAGUCAAUCUCCAAGUUCUUUUCCUGUGUCCUUUUGUAAUACAAAGCUUUUCCAGGAAAAUGCUAUUUUGUGUACCACUGUACAAUAUAGCACCAAACCAAGUAAGGUUUACUCUUAGGAUUAUGUAACAGUGGAGAAAGAGAAAGCCUAACACUGAUGUCCAAGCUGGAAACUUAAGAGAGGAAAAAGCAGGAGCAGGAGAGAAAAUAAGAAAAUAAAUAACACUGCAGAACAGAGUGUGAGAAAACAAAACGCCAGGAGCAAAACACUCAGAUAAUGACUAAGAGCAGAGACAGAAGAAAAGACCACAUCCAAAAAAUUAAAUGUGUUAAGAGGUAAAAAGGAGAUUGUCACUAACUAGGCAAGUUUACUAACAACUUUUUUUUUUCUUUUAUAAUAAGUAGGUAUUUCUCAUCUUACACAAGUUGUCUAGGACUAAAAACAGAUUAGUUACUGUAAAGCAGGCUUUCCGAGGCUGCGUGCUACAUUUAAUAUUCUUCAUCUAGUUAGAUUCAUUUUCCAGACUGAAACAGCAAUAUGCAAUAGUGCGUUACAGAAAAAUAAGUUAUUUCUCUGCUGGUUCAGUAUGCAGUGCAUGAACCAAAAAACCCAAACCUUUGGAGCUUGUAGGAAAAGUACACAUUUUCCAAAGCACUUUCACAGCACUUCUAUCAUUCUAUAAAGGCCAGAACAGCACUUAUUCUUUAAAAUGUUUGGCAUGUUGUAGACGGAGUUGUUUUUCAGGAUCGCUCUCCUUGCAUCUUUUUGAGAGAACCAAAAUACGUUUGCAGCAAUCUCUUCAGAAAGGCAAUCUUCCAUUGCUCAAGUCUUAGAAGAAAAUACAAAGUAUGAUCCCUGAAUAACUUUCCCAAUUGCAGUUGUUUGGUCUAAAGAGGAUGUUUAAGAGAAAGUAAUUAAUAGGCAACAAGGCCACCUAAAUGAGCAUGGAACAGGAUAUUUUAAAGCAGUGUUGUUCAAUUUGUUCAAUCUGUGCUUUGCAGGAAGGCCAGCGCUUCCAUCAGUAGUGCCGAACACACCUAGAUCCAUCACAGAGGACUGCUGUUAAGUCCAGGUUCCUUCCCUCCUCCCCACCAAAAGGCAGAGGAGGACACCACUGGGGAAAUGGCGUGUUCCUGUCCCCUCUGCUCUCACCCUGAGCAGACUACAAGCAUGCUAUAGAGGUUUUCCCUUGCAUUUAAUUUAUCCCAGUCUGGGGAACAAGUAGUUCCUUUGGAGAGGGGGAAAGAAAAAAGGCAGCAAUUUAAAAUGUCUAUAAACACCAAAAAUACCUUCCUCACUUUAUGAGGCGAGGAACUAUUAUUCUAAGUAAAUAUUACAGCAAAACCUUCAGUUUACAUACAGACUUCCUCCCUUUUUAUGGCAACACAACCCUUUCUUUAGGGUAUACAAAUUCCAAACAUUGAGCAGGAAUAUUACUUCGUCUUGUACAAUAACAGAAUUUUCAGCUACUUCCCAUUUACAGAUUACUCUGACCUCAUUUGCUGAUGCACACAGGACUUGCAGACUUUUUUUUUUUCAUCCUGGGAAUCAAAUAAGCAUCUCUGAAAACUACGGCACUCACUACUACUACUACUACUACUACUACUACUACAAGGAAAAGACUCACCAGUUCAACAGAUCAGUACCACUUUUAGGUUGCAGAUCAAGCUUAUGACACUUGCUGACCUCCUUUUAAGAGCAAGUACCUUUGAUAUUCCGAACAAUAAACAAUAUUAACAGACUGCUGGAGCAUCACCUUUUAACAUUAAAAAGGUAAAAAGGUUUUGAAGAACCCAUCACUGCUGCCAGUUCAUUUAGUAAAACACCAAACACAUCAAAUAGGUUCUAGCCAAUGAGAUUCAACUUGAAUCUAUGCAAAGACUGAAAAGGGCAAAGAACUCAUUCAUGCAGAAGACUCAAAUAUACCAAAAUUGGUGAUAGGCAAUCAUUCCACAAGUCCUGACAUUAAUAUUCACUCAAGAAAUGCAAGCCCCAGAGUUGCAUUCAUUUCAUUACUAGUAUUUUUUAUUACAAAUACCUCACUGUAAGAAUAGGUUUGUGAGGACAUUGCCAUGUUUAUUCUACUAGAACAUCAGGUCCCAAAUUCAUAAGCAAUCAGUAUGUAUUAAUAUUACUAGAAAUCAAUGUAAGGUCACAUCUGAACUUUCUUCCCUUUUCCAAAAGAGUUAAGCAGAAGCAGUUUUAAAAGACUGAGACACACCUGUCCAGAUAGGAAUUUUAGUAUGCCUCUUAUUAGAGAGUAUUUGCCUUGAACUGCUUCUGUCAGAGCCACUUACAUUUGAUGAAGCUACAAUUUCAUGCCUAGAAAUAUGACACUUUAUACCCUAAUUCAUCUUGCACUAGUUAGGAAUACCAAUUACACCUAAAAAACAUUCUCUCUAUAGCUGUCAAAUUGCUAUGUACAAGUUUGGUCCAAAACUCUGAUUCUCCAGGAGUUGUUUACAGAUCUAAGGAUAAAUUAUUUGCUCCUCAGUUCUGCUGAAAGAAAAACUGAUCUUCUAAAAUAAAUAAAUAUAAAUUAAAAAAUUACAAUCAGCAGAAUAUUCAAAUCAUAUAACCUCCUAUUUAAAAAGCAAUGAUAAAAGGAUUUGUAAAUCGCAAUGUCCAGAUAAUCACAGUACUAGGUAAACAGAGAGUUAUGAAGUCAGCUGCAAGUCAGUUCUGUUCAAAUGUAACAUUCAAAUGUUUUACAUUCAACAGCAGGGCUUCCUGAGGCAGCGUACAUUGCCGAUCUAGCUUUAGUAACAUGAACUUACAGAGCCACAAUUUAAACACUUUCAGAGCUACAUUACAUAAUUGUGUACAUCCAGAAAUUACCAUUUUGUGGUUACAGUGGUAAGAAAAGCAUGUCUGUCUGGGGCAAGUUUGAAUGGGAGCGUUGCUAACAUCUUCUAAAAACCAAACUUUUGAUGCUUAAACAGACCCAGCCUCUAGGAAUAACUAUCAUGAUAUAUUGCUGUCCUUGCUAGAAUUCUGAGUGAUUUUACUCAUCUGAUUACGCAGGGGAGAAAAAAAAACAAUCAAGAAUCUGAGCAAUGUUCAUAUAGUACCAGAUCACCACACCCAAGGCAUUUUUGUUGUGUAUCACUAUCCCAGUCCAAAAAAAUUAUACGCGCAAAGAAACUUACUGAAGUAUUCUCAACUGGAACUCUGUAUUCUAGCUAAUAGUGAAAAAUUACUUCCUGUCUUCCUUUGCUACUUCUUCACAUGAUGCCAUUUUGUAUAAGGAUUAUUAUGCAACAUG
This is a messenger RNA of Struthio camelus australis, 4849 nucleotides long. RefSeq names its product centromere protein P (gene CENPP). NCBI's taxonomy places the organism in Eukaryota, Metazoa, Chordata, Aves, Struthioniformes, Struthionidae. Gene Ontology annotation, biological process: CENP-A containing chromatin assembly. Gene Ontology annotation, cellular component: nucleus; chromosome, centromeric region. The record is from RefSeq and is a predicted model, not a curated record.